GCUGCUCGGCGCCGGCUUCCGGGUGGUGCGAGCGAGAUGGGGCGGAGGGCCGGUCUCGCCGAGUAGCUGCGGUGAGUGGGCGUGUGCGCCGAGCGGUCUGGCUCGAGGGCUGGGGGCCGGCCGAGGGUCUUCGGGAGCAGGCCGCAGGGCGCGGAGAAAGCCUGAGAUCGCCGUCUGCCGCUGCUACCCGGCAUGUCGGCGGAGGCCUCGGGCCCGGCGGCCGCCGCGGCCCCGUCCCUGGAAGCCCCCAAGCCCUCGGGUCUCGAGCCUGGCCCCGCCGCCUACGGUCUCAAGCCGCUGACCCCGAACAGCAAAUACGUGAAGCUGAACGUGGGCGGCUCGUUGCACUACACCACGCUGCGCACCCUCACGGGACAGGACACCAUGCUCAAGGCCAUGUUCAGCGGCCGCGUGGAGGUGCUGACCGAUGCCGGAGCAAUAACCAACAGUUACGGAACCCCUAACUCUGCCAGGCGCUGUGGUUGGGUGCUGAUUGACCGGAGCGGCCGUCACUUUGGUACAAUCCUCAAUUACCUGCGGGAUGGGUCUGUGCCACUGCCGGAGAGUACCAGAGAACUGGGGGAGCUGCUGGGCGAAGCACGCUACUACCUGGUGCAGGGCCUGAUAGAGGACUGCCAGCUGGCGCUGCAGCAAAAAAGGGAGACGCUGUCCCCGCUGUGCCUCAUCCCCAUGGUGACAUCUCCCCGGGAGGAGCAGCAGCUCCUGGCCAGCACCUCCAAGCCCGUGGUGAAGCUCCUGCACAACCGCAGUAACAACAAGUACUCCUACACCAGCACGUCAGAUGACAACCUACUUAAGAACAUCGAGCUGUUCGACAAGCUGGCCCUGCGCUUCCAUGGGCGGCUACUCUUCCUCAAGGAUGUCCUGGGGGACGAGAUCUGCUGCUGGUCUUUCUACGGGCAGGGCCGCAAAAUCGCAGAGGUGUGCUGCACCUCCAUUGUCUAUGCUACGGAGAAGAAGCAGACCAAGGUGGAAUUUCCAGAGGCCCGGAUCUUUGAGGAGACCCUGAACAUCCUCAUCUACGAGACUCCCCGGGGCCCAGACCCAGCCCUCCUGGAGGCCACAGGGGGAGCAGCUGGAGCUGGUGGGGCUGGCCGCGGGGAGGAUGAAGAGAACCGAGAGCACCGUGUCCGCAGGAUCCAUGUCCGGCGCCACAUCACCCACGACGAGCGUCCUCAUGGCCAACAAAUUGUCUUCAAGGACUGACCUCUGACCCUCCCCCUGCUUUCCUCUUGCCUUGGGACCCAGUCCCUCUCUCUUUCCCUCCCCUUCCCAGACCUUUGCCCCGGCUCUGCUGGCCAAGUCGCGGGUCCUCCUCUGUCCCUUCAUUGCAUGGCACAGCUCACUUUGGCCCUUCUCCACCCAUCCCGACCCCAUUGCUAACAACAUGGUACAUUCCGGCCCCACCGCUCAGAGCCUUCCGAAGCCAACACUUGUCCCCACCCUGGCCCUGCAUCCUUCCCUCUCCAGCUGGUUAAGAGGGAUUUAGAAUUCCCUUUCUCUUUUUUUAGUGCAUCGUCCAUGCCAAAGUGUGCGGCCCUUCCUAUUAUCACCACAGUCUGAGCCGCCUCCCGCGUCGUGCAGGAUAGUCCACCUCCUCCUCCCCACCAUCCUCCCUACCUCCUUAACUUUGUACUAGACUGGCCUGGGCCUGCCCAGCUCAGCGUUCUCAGUCUGUUUCAUAUUAUUUAUUAUUUUAAUUUUCUAUUAAAUUAUUGAAAUAAAGUUAAGUUGAGGAACUG
This is a messenger RNA of Nomascus leucogenys (northern white-cheeked gibbon), 1763 nucleotides long. The record is from RefSeq and is a predicted model, not a curated record. NCBI's taxonomy places the organism in Eukaryota, Metazoa, Chordata, Mammalia, Primates, Hylobatidae.